GCCGUUCACUUUGUUCUUUUGUUGUCAGCUUCAAUCUCCUGAUUUCAUUUCAUCUUGUUAUUUAAUUUUAGCGAGUUUUAUAACUCUCAUUUUAAAAUAUUAGUUUUCCUUUUUUGUGAAUUGGUAAAAUGGAUGUCGCUGGAGCUACGACUGGACAACAUCGUGUCGCUGACGAUGUUGGGGAACGAUGUCAAAAAUUGUUUCAGGAUUUUUUGGAACAGUUCAAGGAAUAUCAAACAAAUCCUCCCAAAUAUCUUGAAGAUGCUCGAAACUUGAUAAAACCUGAGAGAAAUACUUUGACAAUUUCCUUUGCUGACAUUACGGACUUCAACCAACAUUUGGGGGACUGUAUUACUCAAGAGUAUUAUCGGAUUUAUCCAUACUUGUGUCGCGCUGUGAAGAACUUUUUGAAGGACCAGGCCGACAUUAAUGUUCCUCUCAAAGAGUACUUUGUCGCUCUGACGGAUGUUCCAACCCGUUUUAAAGUUCGAGAACUGUCAACCACAAAAGUUGGGACAUUGAUCCGAAUUUCUGGCCAGGUGGUAAGAACUCAUCCUGUUCAUCCGGAACUGGUGGCUGGAACUUUUAAGUGUAUGGAUUGUCAGACGGUUAUUAGAGAUGUUGAACAACAAUUUAAGUACACUCAACCCGUGACUUGUACCAACCAAGCUUGUGCGAACCGUUCUCGUUUUGUUCUCGACCCAAAAACCUCGAGGUUUGUGGAUUUUCAGAAAAUACGAAUUCAAGAAACUCAAGCUGAAUUGCCUCGAGGCUCGAUCCCUAGAAGCAUGGAAGUUAUUGUGAGAGCCGAAGCAGUUGAAGUUGCCCAAGCUGGUGACCAGUGCGACUUUAUUGGAACCUUAAUCGUUGUCCCCGAUGUGGGGUCUCUUAAUUUGCCAGGUGCAAAGGCUGAAACAGGGGCCAGAAAUAGGGGAGAACGAUCGGAAGGUGAUAAUGAUGGCCUACAGGGGCUUAAGGCUUUGGGAGUCCGAGAGCUUAGUUAUCGACUAGCUUUUCUGGCAUGUAAUGUUUCGUCAUCGAAUCCCAAGUUUGCUGGACGAGAAUGGAUUCUUGAGGACAUUUCAAAGGAAUCCCUUCAAAAACAAAUGAAUCCCGAGGAAUGGGCAAAGAUUUUCAGCAUGUGCAAUGAUAAGCAUUUGUACGUCAAGUUGAUUAGCAGCUUGUUCCCAACCAUUCAUGGAAAUGAAGAAGUAAAGCGUGGUUUACUGCUCAUGUUAUUUGGUGGAGUUCCAAAAGUGACGAUGGAAAAGACUGCACUACGAGGAGAUAUUAACAUUUGCAUUGUCGGAGAUCCAAGUGUAGCAAAAUCACAGUUUUUGAAACAAGUGGCAGAUUUUAGCCCAAGAGCAGUUUACACUUCGGGGAAAGCAUCAAGUGCAGCAGGUUUGACCGCCGCCGUGGUUCGAGAUGAAGAAUCGUUCGAGUUUGUUAUUGAAGCUGGGGCUCUUAUGCUUGCUGACAAUGGAGUUUGUUGCAUUGACGAAUUUGACAAAAUGGACCCAAGGGACCAGGUAGCUAUCCACGAAGCAAUGGAACAGCAAACAAUUUCCAUCACAAAGGCUGGUGUAAGAGCAACGUUAAACGCAAGAACUUCUAUAUUAGCUGCCGCAAACCCAAUCAACGGCCGAUAUAAUAGAGCAAAAUCGCUUCGACAAAAUAUCAAUCUCGGAGCUCCAAUUUUGUCUCGAUUUGAUCUGUUCUUCAUCCUGAUUGACGACACAAAUGAAGUCACAGACUAUGCUAUUGCUAGAAAAAUUGUAGACUUACAUUGCAGAAUGGAGGAAUCGAUUGAACGUGUUUACAGCCGGGAAGAAAUUUUGCGGUACAUCCUGUUUGCACGUCAAUUCAAGCCUAAACUGAGCACAGAUGCGUCUAAAUUACUCAUUAAAUGCUACAAAACGCUUAGACAGCGAGAAGUUGGAAAUUCAUCUAGAACUGCGUGGAGAAUUACAGUCCGUCAAUUGGAGAGUUUGAUAAGAUUGUCAGAGGCAAUGGCCAGACUAUAUUGCUCGGACAAGGUGACUGUUCCUCAUGUCGAAGAAGCAUACCGUUUGCUGAAUAAAUCCAUCAUUCGCGUUGAACAACCAGACAUAAAUCUGGACGGUGAAGAAGACGAACCAGGCGCUGUACAUGAGGAGGACGAAGAAGCUCAAGCAAUGGACGAUAUGCGUGCCGAAGAAGCAGAAAUGAUGGAAACGGAGAGUCGUGGUGAUUCACACAGUAUUGCAGACUCUCGACCUGAAAGUCUUUCACAAAAGAAGAAAUUGAAGAUGAGCUACAUCGACUACAAAAAUAUGUCAAAUCUCAUCUUAAUAUACAUGAGGCGAGAAGAAGGCAAAUCUGAAGAUGACGGAGAGGAAACAGAAGGUUUGAAGAGAAGUCGUAUCGUGGACUGGUAUUUAAAUGAAAUUGGCGACACCAUUGAUACGGAGGAAGAGUUGAUUGAGAAGAAAGAAUUGGUAGAAAAGGUCAUUAAGAGAUUGAUCGAACAUGAUCGUGUAAUCAUUCAAUUGGUGACCUCCAAGUUUCAACGAGGACAACAAGACCCCAUUGAAGAGGAGGAAGAUCCACUGUUGGUCGUUCAUCCCAAUUACCAGAUUAACUAUUAAUUUAUGUUCUUUACAAUUUCUUCGGCUAAUCCUGUAACUAAUUUUUCUAUUGAUCAUAUUUUAUAAAAGUCUAUCCAAUUUUUAAUUCCCGUGAUUGUGACAAAGGGAUAUUAAUAAAAUUAUAAAUAUAA
Folsomia candida is the source of this 2761-nucleotide messenger RNA. RefSeq names its product DNA replication licensing factor Mcm6 (gene Mcm6). The record is from RefSeq and is a predicted model, not a curated record. NCBI's taxonomy places the organism in Eukaryota, Metazoa, Arthropoda, Collembola, Entomobryomorpha, Isotomidae. Gene Ontology annotation, molecular function: single-stranded 3'-5' DNA helicase activity; single-stranded DNA binding; ATP binding. The coding region runs from base 129 to 2630 and encodes 833 amino acids. Gene Ontology annotation, cellular component: MCM complex; nucleus. Gene Ontology annotation, biological process: DNA replication initiation; mitotic DNA replication; double-strand break repair via break-induced replication. The transcript is spliced from 12 exons.